Drosophila takahashii is the source of this 718-nucleotide messenger RNA. Lineage: Eukaryota; Metazoa; Arthropoda; Insecta; Diptera; Drosophilidae. The record is from RefSeq and is a predicted model, not a curated record.
CGAACAGUAUUUCCGGUUCAGUAAUUAGGUCACACUGGCAAAUGUCACUUAAACGUCCAUUUUGGCAAAAAGUCGGCGAAAAAGCAGGAGCAAGAAACUAAUUUCUGGAAAUCAGCAAAAUGCCGGGUGUAACAGUGAAGGAUGUAGACCAGCACGUGCUGACAAAAGCUUUGGCUGGUUUUUUGAAGAAAUCUGGAAAAGUCGUAGUGCCCGAGCAGGCCGAUUACAUUAAGACGGCCAAGUUCAAGGAGACUGGGCCUACCGACGCCGAUUGGUUCUACAAUCGCUGUGCCUCCAUCAUGAGGCACCUGUACCUGCGCAGCCCCUCCGGCGUGGCGGCCUUGACCAAAGUCUACGGAGGACGCAAGCGCAACGGAGUCCAUCCGGCUAAGUACUGUCGCUCCUCGGACGGCUGCAUUCGCAAGGCUCUUCAAGCCUUGGAAACUGCUCGCAUGGUGGAGAAGCAUCCGGAUGGGGGUCGCAAGCUGAGCUCACUGGGCCAACGUGACUUGGAUCGCAUUGCCAACAGGAUUGUGGCCAAGCAGCGAGAGGCCACUGCUCCAUGUUCGAUAAUUAUCACUACUUAAAAGCUACUAAAUAUCACUUUACAAGGCAUUUAUAAUUGAUAAAAAAAACAUUUUAAGACUUCAGACUUUGCAUUUAAAUCACUUUUCAUUCAAAAUAAUAUUUAUAUCUUAAAAAACAUUUUAAGACUUCA